Eublepharis macularius is the source of this 5548-nucleotide messenger RNA. RefSeq names its product protein phosphatase 1 regulatory subunit 12A (gene PPP1R12A). The transcript has 25 exons. Gene Ontology annotation, biological process: signal transduction. Gene Ontology annotation, molecular function: protein kinase binding; enzyme inhibitor activity; phosphatase regulator activity. Gene Ontology annotation, cellular component: A band; cytoplasm; Z disc. Lineage: Eukaryota; Metazoa; Chordata; Lepidosauria; Squamata; Eublepharidae. The record is from RefSeq and is a predicted model, not a curated record. The coding region runs from base 130 to 3123 and encodes 997 amino acids.
AGCGAGCGAGCGUUUUGUCGCGGUGUUCUGUGGGAUACAGGCGGUGCUCUCUUCUCCUGGGUGCGGAUCGCCGCCGCCGCCGCCGAAGCGCAGGGCGAGUGAGGGAAAGGGACGCGAGCCGAGCGGGGCAUGAAGAUGGCGGACGCCAAGCAGAAACGGAACGAGCAGCUGAAGCGCUGGAUCGGCUCCGAGACCGACCUGGAGCCGCCCGUGGUGAAACGCAAGAAGACCAAGGUGAAGUUCGACGACGGAGCCGUCUUCCUGGCCGCCUGCUCGAGCGGGGACACCGAGGAGGUGCUGCGCUUGCUGGAGCGCGGCGCCGACAUCAACUACGCCAAUGUGGACGGACUCACCGCGCUGCACCAGGCUUGCAUAGAUGAUAACGUAGAUAUGGUGAAAUUUCUGGUGGAAAAUGGAGCCAAUAUUAAUCAACCUGAUAAUGAAGGCUGGAUACCUCUACAUGCGGCUGCUUCCUGUGGAUAUCUUGAUAUAGCAGAAUAUUUAAUUAGUCAAGGAGCACAUGUAGGAGCAGUAAAUAGUGAAGGAGACACUCCAUUAGAUAUUGCUGAGGAAGAGGCAAUGGAAGAAUUGCUUCAAAAUGAAGUGAAUCGACAAGGGGUUGAUAUAGAGGCAGCUCGGAAAGAAGAAGAACGGAUAAUGCUUAGAGAUGCAAGGCAGUGGCUUAACAGUGGUCAUAUAAAUGAUGUUCGACAUGCAAAAUCAGGUGGUACAGCACUUCAUGUAGCUGCUGCUAAAGGGUAUACAGAAGUCUUAAAGCUUUUAAUACAGGCUGGCUAUGAUGUAAAUAUUAAGGAUUACGAUGGCUGGACACCACUUCAUGCGGCUGCUCAUUGGGGUAAAGAAGAAGCAUGUCGGAUAUUAGUGGAAAACCUAUGUGAUAUGGAAGCUGUCAAUAAAGUGGGUCAAACAGCAUUUGAUGUAGCAGAUGAAGACAUUUUAGGAUAUUUAGAAGAACUACAAAAGAAACAGAAUAUGCUCCAUAGUGAGAAAAAGGAAAAGAAAUCACCACUAAUUGAAUCUACAGCCAAUAUGGACAAUAAUCAGACUCAAAAGCCAUUUAAAAAUAAAGAGACUUUGAUCAUUGAACAAGACAAGAAUGCAUCUAACAUUGAAUCUUUAGAACAAGAAAAAGUGGAUGAAGAAGAAGAAGGAAAGAAAGAUGAGUCCAGUUGCUCCAGUGAAGAGGAUGAGGAGGAAGAUUCAGAAUCUGAAGCAGAAACAGACAAGAACAAACCUGCAACAAAUAAUUCAAAUGCGAUCAGUGUGCAAACAGCUCCCAUAGCUAUAACAACACCUUCUGUUACUACUGGUCAGGUGACACCUACAUCCCCUAUUAAGAAGUUUCCAACUUCAUCUAAGGUUUCUCCCAAGGAAGAUGAGAGAAAAGAUGAGUCUCCUGCAUCUUGGAGGUUAGGUCUCCGAAAAACUGGCAGUUAUGGGGCACUUGCAGAAAUUACAGCUAGCAAAGAAACUCAGAAAGAAAAGGAUUCAACAGGCGUUAUGCGGUCAGCUUCAAGCCCUAGAUUGUCGUCUUCAUUAGACAACAAAGACAAGGAGAAAGAUGCAAAAGGGACUAGACUUGCAUACGUUGCACCUACAAUUCCAAGACGAUUGGCCAGUACGUCUGACAUUGAAGAGAAAGAAAACAGGGAUACAUCAUCCAGCUUAAUACGUGGUACUGGUUCUUAUACAAGAAGAAAAUGGGAAGAAGAUGCAAAGAAGAAUAUGUCAAAUGAAGGUUCUGCACCACUUAAUACAAGCUAUCAAAGAAGUGGUUCCUUUGGUAGAAGACAAGAUGACUUGAUUAGUUCUAGUAUUACUUCAGUAUCAACAGUUACCUCCCCAGCUGGUCUUCAGAAAAGCCUGCUUUCUGGCACAAGCACUGCUACAAAAGUUACAACGGGUUCAGCUACAGCAGGAAUACAAAGCAGUACCUCAAAUCGUUUAUGGGCUGAGGAUAGUACUGAGAGAGACAAAGACAAUGUUCCUACGGCAGUGACCGUUCCUGUUGCACCGUCAGUUAUAAAUACCGCGACUACUACCACAGCCUUGACUACAACUACUUCUGGCACUGUGUCCUCAACUUCAGAGGUCAGGGAGAGACGCAGAUCAUACCUCACUCCAGUUCGGGAUGAAGAAUCUGAAUCUCAAAGAAAAGCUAGAUCGAGACAAGCAAGGCAGUCCAGAAGAUCCACACAGGGUGUAACACUGACUGAUCUUCAGGAAGCUGAAAAAACUAUUGGUAGAAGUCGUGCUACCCGGCCUAGAGAACAAGAGAAUGAAGAAAAAGAAAAGGAGGAAAAAGAAAAACAAGACAAAGAAAAACAGGAAGAAAAGAAGGAAUCAGAAACUAAAGAUGAUGAUUAUAGGCAAAGAUACACACGAACCAUUGAAGAGCCAUAUCAUCGUUAUAGAACAACAUCUUCAACUACUUCAUCAACUUCUUCAACUGCCACCUCUUCUAAUUCUGUCUCUUCAAGCCAGUUAAACAGACCAAACAGCCUUAUAGGUAUAACUUCUGCUUAUUCCAGGAGUGGAGCAAAGGAAAGUGAGAGAGAAGCGGGAAGGAAAGAAGAGGAAAAAGAAGAAGAUAAGUCUCAGACAAAAUCAAUAAGGGAAAGAAGACGGCCAAGAGAAAAACGAAGAUCAACUGGAGUUUCUUUUUGGACUCAGGACAGCGAUGAAAAUGAGCAAGAGCACCAAUCUGACUCAGAGGAGGGAACAAAUAAAAAAGAAGCUCAGAGUGAAAGCCUUUCAAGAUAUGACACAGGAUCAUCAGGAGACCGUUAUGAUUCAGUACUAGGACGUACUGGAUACAGUUACUUGGAAGACCGCAAAUCAUAUUCCACUAAGCUAGAUAAAGAAGAUACAACAGAUUUUAAAAAGCUUUAUGAACAAAUUCUAGCUGAAAAUGAGAAACUGAAAGCACAACUACACGAUACCAAUAUGGAACUGACGGAUCUUAAGCUACAGUUGGAAAAGGCAACUCAGAGGCAGGAAAGAUUUGCUGACAGGUCUCUGCUAGAAAUGGAAAAAAGGGUGACGGACAAGAGUCAGUAUCUACGGGGCGGAACGAAGAGCUCUAGAAAGGCGAAUAUCUGAAAUGGAAGAAGAACUCAAAAUGCUACCAGACCUGAAGGCAGAUAACCAGAGGCUAAAAGAUGAAAAUGGGGCCUUGAUCAGAGUUAUAAGCAAGCUUUCCAAAUAAAACCAUUUAUUCCAGCUGCAAAUCAUGGGAUUGCACAUAAUUAAUUACUCCAGUGGACCAUAGCAUGGCAGUCACUGGAAGCCUGGGAAGAUUUCUUGGAGACUGUCGUUUCAGAUAUCCUGCCAAAUGCCCUCUUACCUGGGUGGUUUUGUUUUUUACAAAGAUCAUUGUUUCAUGUGUUAAAGCAGCUGCUGAGAAGACAUAAUGACUGAGAAAUCUUGUUUACAGCUAACGCAUAUAAGGAAAGUGUUCAAGGCCAGAUAAGCCUCAGAUAUUUAACCAGUAAGCCUUAGAUGUACAUAUAAACACUUGCAUAAAAUGAAAAGCUUUCUGCUAUCACAGACAGUUACUUUAUUUUGUUGUUGUGUCACGGUUCCUGGUUUUUCUAUCCUACAUUUUUAUCUUUUACAUCUAAGUUUGGAAUUGUGUGUGUUCCCUUCUAAUUAUUCAUGUACCAGAUUUCCCUGCUGCUUGUACAGUGUUUUCACGGCUUUACAUUUACAGAGACCACACCCCUUAAAAAAUACAACUUGUGUAGCUAACUAAGCCUGUAUUGUCCAGCCAGCCAUCCCAAAACAGAGGUUUGGUGGAACAGUUGCUUUCACUGUUGUGCAAUAUGCAUUUAUUUCCUAUAAAAGAUGCUUUAAAAGUCAGUUGAAAGUAGAUUGGUUAUUUUAAGACUCUUGUUUUCUGCCUUUAUUGGUCACUUUUUUAAAAAAAAAAAAGAAAAGAAAAAAGAAAAAGGUUUGUAGUGCAAGAUGUUAGAUCCUGUAACGGUCACAUUCAUUUUAGCAGGUACUGAGUGAUGCUGUAUAUAUUAAUGUGUAUUGUUUGGAUUUUUCAGACCACCACAUGACAUGCUUGAACAUAUUUCCCCAUUGCAAAUGUGUGUUAAAGCGAAUACUGCUCCAGAACAGUGUUCAGCUCAGUCCAUUAAUUUUUACAGCUUAAAGGAUUUAGCAAUUGUACAUUGUAAUGGAUCUACUCUUUAAAAAAAAAUUGGAACUAUAAGAGUAUUUUUAACUUUCCCUCCCAUUUUUCAUUUUGAGUAAUGUUCACCCGUAAUAAUUAUUUUACCACAUUUCACAUAUGUGUUUUAGUGCUGUCCAAAAUUGUUGUGCUAGCCAAAGUAAUCUAAGUCAUUUUUGAAAGACCUAACCUGUUACUCAUUUAUAUGCACUGCUGUUGCCAUGUGAAGAGGCAUCUAAGCUGAUACUACCAUUAUGUCAGACCAUUUUAUACACUUCAGUGGCCUUUUAAAAAGUUCUCCAGUGAAGAUAGCUUUUGUUAGAAAACAGAGCUUUUAUAUUUUCACUCAGUCCUAAGAAAUCAAAACAUCUUACUGGCCUACAAACUAUUGCCUAAAAACCACUGAAAAGUUCAGCCAUUAAAAUAAAUUGUACAUUGUAAAGCUUGUAGUAGCUAUUGUAUUAUUGAUUAUAUUGUAUACUAUAUUAAAUGUGAAUUUGUAUCCCUGCAUUUUAAAAGGUCAUUGUGUUCUACUGCCUACUUCUUGGGGAUGGGAAUUGUUUCAUUUGUGGGAGGGGAGGGGAAAGAUUCUUUAGGUUAAGGAGGACACAAGCCCCUUCCGGGUUGGGUGUUUUGGGGGGGUGGGAGGGAGGUUUUUUGAAGAUGUAAGGUUUCGCUCUUACUACCAAGCUCAGGAUUAUUGAUUUUAAAGGUACAGCGAUAGUUCUUGGAUAUCUUGUUACAGGUGGUCUGUAUGAGUAAAAAGUUUGAAAAUGAACAUCUUUUGUGGUCCUAAACUAAUACAAAACAAAGAAGAGAACUGAUCCAUCUGAGUGGCUACAACAUGCUAAUUAGUGUUGUGGAACAGUUAGGCAUACUGUGGAUUAUAUUUGGUAAAGUUUUGAAUGCCUGUGAAUGAUUAAUAUGUAUCUAAUAUUUUAGUGUUUUAUAUAUAGGUUAUUUAUUCUUUAAAAACAAUGGCUACUGUGUUGCGUUGAUUUAUUGGUAGUAUUGAGCAGACCUUGCAUCUGCAUGAAACUACUUGCAAAACCCACUAUUUUGCAAACAAAAAAUGUAUUUUGACAUAUACAAAUAAAAUGAAUAAAACUUUUAAAUGUGUGAAUUUUAAUGAAAACAUUUUAAACAUGUGAGAGUUUGAUAUAUAAACAAUAUGUGGGCAUUUUUUCAUUGCUUCACUUGGAUGCAAAGUACUUUUCAGAGAUUGUAUUCAAAUUGUGUUUGUUUGCACAUCUGUAAAUGCAACAGUAAAAAUGCCAUAUUUAUGCAAUCUGUAACAAAAUUGGAAAAUGUUUAUAUAUUUUACAUAAACCUGUCUGCAUGCAGAAAUUA